Molecule: messenger RNA, 858 nt
Organism: Bacidia gigantensis
Lineage: Eukaryota; Fungi; Ascomycota; Lecanoromycetes; Lecanorales; Ramalinaceae
Exons: 1
Coding region: 1-858 (285 amino acids)
Source: RefSeq, a predicted model, not a curated record
AUGUCUCAUCUGUUUGUCGACUCAGUUAUCUCCGCUGAAGACUACAACCGUCUGGUGAUAGAUCAUGAGGCAACAGAGCGUGCAGCGCUCCUCGACUUGAAGCGCAAUCACCUCCCAGCCUUAUCGCAAACGCUCAUCUCACACGGAGUCGCUGAUUUCGUUGAGCUUCACCUCUUGCAUCGACACUUCAGACUUCAGGAGGGAGAAGCCAUGGUGCAUAAAACGCUCACCAUUCCCAAGGCUAGCGACGUCGCUGCAGUGACCAUCGACAUCGCUAAAGCAAUGGAUUGCGCAGAGCCGGUCAAAUCUUCUCUGGUUCCACUACUGUGGAUGGCCUGCCCCUCUGGCGAGGGCCUCGUGGCUUACGAAUACGGCCUCGGCGGUUCUGUCGACUCACACAAGCGAGAAUUCCAAAGCAUCUCCGCUGAAGCAUGGAGUACUUUCGCGCGUGCAUUCACCGCCCAUGUCCACGCCGCUGGGAUCGCGGACCUCGUUUCCCUGAAAGACAAAGAUUGUAUCAAUGGAGGAGAAUACGUCGUGCCUGACAUGCGAGUGCUUUUUCGAGUGCCAACAAGCGCAAUUGACCUUCAGCCCGGCAGCGGGGUCCUGGAGUCUGGCUGGGACUUAAAUGCGAAGACGGAAUCGAAUGCUGGCUUUCCAGAAUGCACGGACGGCCAUGUCACCAAGACGAGACGAACUAAAGGAGGGUCAGUCGCGCAUUAUCAUAGUACGACGAAGAAUGGUAUCGAUGCUUUUAAUCCGAAGGAAGUCCCGCUCCCAUAUACCAAUGCUAUGUGGGCUACUUCUCAGUCAGAGAACUUUUGGGCCGUAAACAGUGGGGUAGACGUCACAGCCUGA